GAAUUCCGUGUGCUAGGCCCAGGAGCACCUGUCAUUGCCUCAGUCGGGGAUGAAGCAGUGCUGUCCUGUCACCUCAGCCCAGAGACAGAUGCUGAGGACAUGGAGGUGACCUGGUUCUUAAUGGAUCCUCCAGCUCUGGUGCAUCGUUAUGCUGCUUCCCAGGAUCAUCUGGAGGACCAAAGCCCAGAGUACCGAGGGAGGACAGAGUUCCUGAAGCAGAACAUCAACACAGGGCAGGUGGCCCUGAGGAUCUUUCCCACCCUCCUUUCAGAUGGUGGAGAGUACAGAUGUCUCUUUGAAAGCACCAAAUUCUCAGAUGAAGCUCAGUUCAAGGUACUGGUCACAGAUGCUGUGUUCCCCAGGCUCUGGCCCUGGAUAGUGGGACUCAUAGUGCCCUUGUGUCUCCUAGCUGUUGGCAUAACCUUCUGUGUCCUCUUUCUACAAGCUAGAAGAAAACAAGAUUCUCUCCAGAAACAAUUUGCUGCACUCACUGCAGAACUUGCCCAAAGAAAAGCCCUGGGAGAAAAGGGGCUGGAAAAAUUGCGAAAAUUUACAGAAGACAUAACACUGGAUGAGGACACUGCUCACCCUCUCCUGCUUGUAUCAAGGGACAGAAAAUAUGUGAUAGAUGUUGAGGAAAAACAAGAUGUUCCUGACAAUCCUGAGCGGUUUGACACUCUCAGGGCUGUUCUGGGGGAGAACAGCUUCUCUGAUGGUGACCAUUACUGGGAGGUGGAUGUGGAAUGUCAAGACAGGUGGGAAAUAGGACUGUGUGUGGACUCAGUUACCCAGAAAGGAGACAUCUAUGUUUGUCCUAAAAAUGGCUUCUGGGCACUUUCCCUGGAGAACAAUGAGUACAAAGCCCUUUCUACUCCCCCUUCCAUUCUUAAUGUCCCAGAACCCCCCAUAGUAUUGGGUAUUUUUCUGCAGUAUGAGAAAGGACUGAUCUCUUUCUACAAUGUUACAGAUUGUAGCUUUCUUUAUACUUUCAAAAGCACCUUCUCCAAACCCCUGAAGCCGUAUUUCUACCUUGGACCUUCUACUUCUGGAAAUAUGUCAGGCCUCUACCUCCUCAGCUGA
Erinaceus europaeus (western European hedgehog) is the source of this 1080-nucleotide messenger RNA. Its product is annotated as butyrophilin subfamily 2 member A2-like. Bases 100 to 1080 code for a protein of 326 amino acids. The transcript is spliced from 7 exons. Lineage: Eukaryota; Metazoa; Chordata; Mammalia; Eulipotyphla; Erinaceidae. The record is from RefSeq and is a predicted model, not a curated record. Gene Ontology annotation, molecular function: protein binding.